CCGGGUCGGAAUAAACCUCUGAAGUUUUGAACGAUUCGGGCAAUACGCUCUCUGCGACAAGCCUGUCGCUUUACGGCACCGUUUGGAACAGUCGCAAAGCAAAUUGCCUGCCUCCGCAGAAAGGUUAACGCGACACAACAUCAAAACACGCAUCGGCACCAUGCCCUUCCUGGACCUGCAGUCGCGUCUGGGCAUCAACAUGGACCAAUGGCUGCUGCUGCAGAGCGGCGAGCAGCCAUUCAAGCGGGCGUCACGCUGCCACGCCUUCGAGAAGGAGUGGGUGGAAUGCUCCCACGGCAUCGGGCAGACCCGCGCCAAGAAGGAGUGCCAGCUGGAGUUUGAGGACUUCUACGAGUGCAUGCACCGGCAGAAGCUACACCAGCGUCUGUACGCCGUCCGCCAGCAGCGAGACAAGAUGGCGAAGGAGGGCACCUACACGCCGCCUCCGUGCCACUCGGCCCAGUCCUAGCCGGCACCGCAAAGUCUUCCCUCGGCUCUCCGUGUCAUCACCCCAUUCUAUUCUUCUCCCAUCCUAUUCUAGUUUUCAAAAUAAAAGUCAUCCCCUCCA
Messenger RNA from Doryrhamphus excisus (bluestripe pipefish), 568 nucleotides. It is a transcript of the gene ndufs5, whose product is annotated as NADH:ubiquinone oxidoreductase subunit S5. Gene Ontology annotation, cellular component: respiratory chain complex I. Gene Ontology annotation, biological process: mitochondrial respiratory chain complex I assembly. Lineage: Eukaryota; Metazoa; Chordata; Actinopteri; Syngnathiformes; Syngnathidae. The record is from RefSeq and is a predicted model, not a curated record.